This is a messenger RNA of Erpetoichthys calabaricus (reedfish), 2299 nucleotides long. RefSeq names its product natterin-4-like. The record is from RefSeq and is a predicted model, not a curated record. The transcript is spliced from 4 exons. NCBI's taxonomy places the organism in Eukaryota, Metazoa, Chordata, Cladistia, Polypteriformes, Polypteridae. The coding region runs from base 262 to 1362 and encodes 366 amino acids.
GUUGUGAUCAGAUUACUGAUGGUGCUGACUUGGAACUGUGCACUUGGGUCAAUGCUUUGGUCUGCCAUAGAUGUCUAGCUGAGACCAGCUUGUAUGUAGUGUCUGAGAUGUCACAAAGAGACGAGGCAUAGAUCAAAAGUGCUUCCCAGAAGGCAUGGUGUGGCACCAGAAGCAUUCCCGUGUCCUGCAUGAAAGGGAGCAACUCUCAGCAGAGAUUGAAACUUUUUGGAUGGUUCUUCCUCAAUCAGAUUUUGUAGCAGCAUGGAAGAAGCUCUCUAUCCUUUGAAUGAAGAAGAAAAAACAGGUGAAACCAUGAAGACGAUUAUUGAGCUAAAGACACCACCCUUGCCUGUGGAUUACCCCUUAGAAAAUGAGGACAGCAAAUCUACUGAAGACAGGGAAUCUUUUAACAAGGACAACACCAAUCUUAGAUGGGUGAGGUGGAACGGGAGUCUUCCACAAGGAGCCAUAUCUUUCCCUAAUCCAAAAUGCUCUCGGGUAGACUAUGUGAGCAAAUUUAUGAAUAAUGCAGGGUUUUAUACACCAAGCAAAGGUUCCCAUUGUUACUAUAGUAUGUCAGACAAAGAAGAGAGGUCUGACACUUUUGACAUUCUAGUAAAUAAAGAUUACUUUGAACCUUUAGUAUGGAAAAGUGGACGCUUUGGAUCAGUGCCAGCAAAUUCUGUUAAAUCUUGCGCGUUAGCAGGUGUUCUUGUUGGUAGGACUUCUCAUGGAUUGGGAAAAGUGGUUCCCCAACACAAAGCAUGUUUUUGCCCUUAUGAAGGGAAGGAAUACUGCCACAAUUUUUAUGAUGUACUCACCAUUAGUGAAGAAAAUUAUUUUCAGCAAAUUUUUGACAUCAUCUACAAAACAGAACAACAGACAGUGGUGAGGCAGUCAAACAAAAUUCUGGGUAACACCACAAUCGAUAACCUUCAUGAUCACUGUGUGCAAACAUCUCUUCAAAUACAUAUUUGUUUCGCUAUGGAGAAGUGCUGGGAUAUUGGCCGCUCUACUGCUGCUGGGGUAAAAACCCAAAUAACUGCACCUGUACCCCAUUUUGAUAAGAAACACAUUACCUUAGGAGCGAAAAAAACCUUUCAGUGCAACAAGGGAACCAUGCUCUCAGAAGAGAAAACUCAUGAAAUGCACCAAACUCUUAAUAUUAAUAUUCCAGCUAGAAGCAAAUGCACGGUACAAAUUCAAGGUGAAAUCAUAAAUGCCUGCCUACCCUUCACAGCGAAGUUAAAGCGCAAGUACAAGAGUGGCCCGAGACAGACGUCCAUUGAAGGUGUGUUCAAAACAGCAUCAUAUGAAGGCUUCAAAGCCAUUGUGGGUCAGUUUCAGUCUACUGAAACAUAGGCCACUAAAAACAAGAAAGAAGAUGAAGCUAAGACAAAUUCUGCACCUCAAGCAUCAUUGAUUACGAUAUGAUUUUCUUACAUUUUUUGGGCCUUACCUGAGGUGUUCUCAGAAUCUCAUCUGUGCAUUGUUAGUGUUUUUCUAAACCAGAGAUUCUAAAAUUGACUUUAGAUGUUAUUCAGAACGUAUUGUUAAAAAUGUGGACUUAAUAUACUCUCUUUUACAUUUUAUUUAUCGCAGGCACUGCCAUUUUUGGAGCAUUUUUUGCCACGUAGCCAGGUGGUCAACCCACAAGCAUGCAAUCGGUGACAACAAACAGUUUGUAUUCUUCCAAGUAUAUAGAGAAAUUACAAAAUGUUUAUUGUAUGUUUGUUUAGUGUUGUAAAAUGACUUAUGGUCUAUGCAUUUUCAACAACAAAGACUUUGAUUUUUGGCCUGACAACAGUGUAUACUUGUCUUCUCGAUUAUGAAUCGUUGCUUUGUCUUUUGACUUGCACCUAUUCUUCUGGUCCUUUAUCUAAAAACUUUCUGUCAUUUUUCCAUUACAGAACAGACUGUCAUUUUUGAAAGAAAUGUCAAGUUUACAGAGGAGAAAAAUAAUAAUAAUAAUAAUAAUGUGGGCAUUCCUAAUGCCUGUUUCUCACUGUCCAACAACUACACACUAACUAUACUUAAAAUGUGUGUGUGUUUUAUUGUUAUGUAUUUUCUGUUAUGUCUACAAUUACUUUUGCUUUAAAUGUGGUUAUGUUCCAUGCUCUUUGUGUAUUGGGACUCGUUUGUAGUGGAUUGCCUUAUUAGGUAUACUUUUUACUUCUUUUUGAGCCUUUUUGGCAUUUUUUGCUAUUCUAAUAAAUUGUUUCUUUAUUUAUAAAAAGUCUUUGUUUAGUUGGUCUCUUCAGCCAAAUUAUUUUUUUUGUAGAUUCUUUUCUUUGGGAGG